CAAGUUGUAGCUUGUUAAAAAUAAUGCAGAAUGAAUGACUAAAGUACUUGUAAGAGUACUUGUUCAAAACUAAUUAUUUUUGGCAUAUUAAAAUCAGCGAUCCGUUUGGUUGGAUAGAUAUUGUAGUGUAUGUGCCUACGCAUCAGCGCGUCAGUCGCUUACAAGCCGUCAGUGCAUGCACACGUGUCUGAGCUACGCAUACCCUACACCCGCCUAAGUACGACAAAUAGUGUUUUAUUGCCCCUGGGAUACUAUAAGUGGCGACGAGGACAAAAGAGGCAGUUUAGAGAUAAGAUCCCGGCAGCACAAGAUGUGGAAUAUAAAACAAUAGACGAAGAAGUUAGAGACAGAGAUUUACAAAUGAAAGAAAAAGGGAAAGAAUACGGAGACCUCAAACGGAGAGCAACAGAUAGCCAUUUGGAAAUAGGAGAGAAAGUAUUGAUUAAAAAUGUAAUCAAAGAAAAUAAGUUGACCCCUAAUUAUAAUCCUACCAUGCAUACCGUAACGGGGGUGAGAGGUGGCGAUAUUUGUAUUCGGAAUGAUGAAACCGGGAAAGAGUACCGCCGAAACGUAAUCCACUUAAAGAAAGUGAACGACGCAUGGACCGUGAUUAAUCAGGAUUGCAGUAAUAAUAAUUUAGAAGAAAAUGAUGAAUUAACGUAAAUCCUUAGAUGAUUGUUGUAUUAUUAAAUUGUUAUAUGCUGUUGCUAAGUGCGAUUUUAAGAUUGUGCAAUUUAAGUAAAAUCAAAGUUUUGUUACAUUGUGCAGCAAAUUUGGAACAUAGUACCUAAUAUUUAAAAUAUUUGAUUACUUAACCCUCAAAGUUGAUAAAACA
Messenger RNA from Trichoplusia ni (cabbage looper), 835 nucleotides. RefSeq lists its product as uncharacterized. The transcript is spliced from 2 exons. The coding region runs from base 130 to 663 and encodes 177 amino acids. The record is from RefSeq and is a predicted model, not a curated record. NCBI's taxonomy places the organism in Eukaryota, Metazoa, Arthropoda, Insecta, Lepidoptera, Noctuidae.